AUGUCGGGCUCGGCUGUGAGGGACCAUGAGGAUGAAGCAGCCCACGAUGGGAGAUUUUCUGGUCCUUAUCGAGGUUUGAACAGCCCGGUCGGCCUGUCCACCACGCAGGGGGUACCUCUGGCAAUCCAGGGAAGUACCUCCAAGUACAUUUCUGGCGGCGAGGACACGGCUGGGGACCAGUGUUGUGCAACCACACUUGUCGCAUGCACACCACCCAUAGGCUGCCAUCAGCAACCGCUCAAAGAAAUUUUGCCGGAAGAAGGCUCGAAAGGAAUCAUCAUUUCUUGUAAAUGUUCCCCUGAAAGGCGUAGCAUUGCGCUUUGCAUCAUCUUCUCCAAUGCCAAGGACGCCAUCCUCGCAGGAGCCACAAAGCUUUUGUUGCACAUCGAAAGGCAACAAUAUUGCACUAUCGAUGAACUGGUCCGACGGGCUCCUCUGCUCUUACGAGUGCUGUACUGCAGAGCAUAUUUGGUCUAA
Messenger RNA from Pyricularia pennisetigena, 477 nucleotides. RefSeq lists its product as uncharacterized. The coding region runs from base 1 to 477 and encodes 158 amino acids. The transcript is spliced from 4 exons. The record is from RefSeq and is a predicted model, not a curated record. NCBI's taxonomy places the organism in Eukaryota, Fungi, Ascomycota, Sordariomycetes, Magnaporthales, Pyriculariaceae.